Messenger RNA from Trichomycterus rosablanca, 2908 nucleotides. RefSeq names its product ST13 Hsp70 interacting protein (gene st13). NCBI's taxonomy places the organism in Eukaryota, Metazoa, Chordata, Actinopteri, Siluriformes, Trichomycteridae. The transcript has 13 exons. The record is from RefSeq and is a predicted model, not a curated record. The coding region runs from base 100 to 1200 and encodes 366 amino acids. Gene Ontology annotation, molecular function: Hsp70 protein binding; protein dimerization activity.
GACGUCGGUUGGACUGAGUUUGGAUUUUUCUGGCGAACUGAAACUCGGAAGCGAAGAGAAACAGAAGCGUAACGAUUCACCGUUAAUCCAGUGUUGGAGAUGGACCCACAGAAACUGACCGAGCUGAAGGGCUUCGUAAGCUUGUGUAAGGAGAACCCGGCCGUGCUGCACCUACCUGAGAUGGGCUUCUUCCGCUCCUGGCUGCAGGGACUAGGUGCAACUAUCCCACCUCCACCCAAAAACACCGGCUCCUCCUGCAAGGGAAGCUGUCCGUGUGAUGAAGGACCAGCCCACAAAACGACCCCGCCCCCUCAGCCAGAGCCGGCUCGGCCCUCCGAGAGCGAGGAGAGUGACCUAGAGUUCGAGAUGGACGGAGUGAUCGAGCCGGACACAGACGACGUCCAGGAGAUGGGCGACUACGAGAACCUGGAGGUGACUGAAGAGAUGAUGGAGCAGGCCAGCGAGAAGAAGAUGCAGGCUAUCGAUGCUCUGGGAGAGGGUGAGCUGCAGAAAGCUCUGGAUUUGUUCACCGAGGCCAUCAAACUGAACCCACGCUCGGCCAUCCUGUACGCCAAGAGAGCAAGUGUGUAUAUAAAGAUGCAGAAGCCCAACGCUGCGAUCCGAGACUGCGUCAGAGCCAUCGAUAUAAACCCCGACUCGGCUCAGCCGUAUAAGUGGAGAGGAAAAGCACACAGGUUGCUCGGUCACUGGGAGGAGGCAGCUAAAGAUCUGGCCACAGCCUGCAAACUGGACUACGAUGACGACGCCAGUGCCAUGCUUAAAGAGGUUCAGCCCAAAGCCAACAAGAUCAUCGAGCACCGGCGUAAGUACGAGCGCAAGCGUGAGGAGCAAGAGAUCAAAGAGAGACAGGAGCGAGUAAAGAAGGCCAGAGAGGAACACGAGAGAGCACAGAGGGAACAGGAAAGUCGGCAGCAGGCAGGAGGAGCACAAGGAGGUUUCCCAGGAUUCCCAGGUGGCGCUGGUUUCCCAGGCGGCGCUCCGUUCGGCAUGCCCGGCCUGCAGGAGCUCUUUAAUGACCCGGAGGUGCUCAUGGCCAUGAAGGACCCCGAGGUGAUGGCAGCCUUCCAGGACGUGGCGCAGAACCCGGCCAACAUCUCCAAGUACCAGAGCAACCCCAAAAUCAUGGCGCUCAUCAACAAACUCGGCUCCAAGUUCGGCGGCCCUCAGGGCCAACCGUAGCCGCGUUCGUACGGGUGUACAGGGGUGGGUGUGGCGAGGCAGGCGAGAUUAGUGGGUCAGGGUUCAGUUUCUUUCUACAGUCCCUUUAUUUUCCCUUUACACACACACACACACACACACACACACACACACACACACACACACACACACACACACACACACACACACAGAGACAGCCAGCACCACCACAGCAGGGUUAGGGGGGACAGGAGGGAGGAACUGGGGAUGGGCUCUGGUUUUCGGGGUGUGGUGUUGUAUAGAUAAUCGAUGUAAAGCACUAACACUGCCUUCAGGUCCUGGCAGGUUCAAAAUCUCUGCUACGUUAGUGUGUGUCUUUCUUAAAUGAUGGGACGCUGCUCGUUCGCUGCUUUCCCCACACAGACCAGAACGUGUAAAGAACUGUGAUAAUCAAAUGAAACCUGUACUGGUGUGUGACGUCCAUAUCGACAGGCAUCAUGUGACCAUUACACAGGUACACAGCGGCUCCCUGAGCAUCGGGGCGAAAGUAUUCGGACACCUGACCGUCAGACUACCUUUAGACUUGACCAAUUCUGAGUGUUGACUGACCGCCUGGGAUUUGAAAAUACACUGUAUGGUCAAAAGUAUCUGGACGUCCCAUUUCAAAUACAAAUGGUAUUAAAAUAGACUGACCUCUGUGUGAUCUUUUACAUUUACAGCAUUAUUCUUUUAUCCAAAGCGACUUACAGUACUGUGACAGUAUAUUUACGAUUAAGGGCCUUGCUUAAGGACCCAACAGUGGCAACCUGGCAGUGGUGGGGCUUGAACCAGUAACCUUCUGAUUACUAGUCCAGUACCUUAACCGCUAGGAUACAACUGCCUCUUAAACUCUUCUGAAGUAUGCCUAUAAGAAUUUGUCCCCAUUCGUAAGUGUACGGCUGGGCGUUGAUCGAUCAGUUGAUGUUCCGGUUCAUUCCAGAGCUGUUGAGUGCCAGAACAGGAAAGGGCCUUCCCUAAACUGUUGCUACAAUGCAGAAGCAGGUCAUUUUCCUUAUUUAGUUGAUUUAUUACAUGACCGUUGAGGCUGAAACACUCAGUACAUUCAGUAAUUAGACGGUGGGCGGCACUGUCGUCUCACAGCAAGAAGGUCCCGGGUUCGAUCCCCAGGUGGGGCGGUCCGGGUCCUUUCUGUGUGGAGUUUGCAUGUUCUCCCCGUGUCCGUGUGGGUUUCCUCCCACAGUCCAAAGACAGUGAAUUGGAGACACUAAAUUGUCCAUGACUGAAUGAAUGAGUAACUACCGUUCCUGUCAUGAAUGUAACCGAAGUGUGAAACAUGACGUUAAAAUCCUAAUAAACAAACACACAAUCAGACGGGGCGUCCCAAUACUUCUGUCCACAUAGUGUAUCACAGACAGGACCUGAAGGCAGAAUCGGUGGACGCUGGGCUCUCGUACGUCAGAUGUUCUAUCACUGAUCACAGAUUUAGUCCUUAAUAACGCAGUAUGAACCUGGACUAGAGCCUCAGAUCAAACAGAAUCAGGUUUAGAUCGAGGGUUGAUCGUUAUGGGUGAUUUAGUCGCUGUGAUUAAACUGGACCGGUCAUUAGUAUUCUUGUGACCUUCGAGGGAGCGUCCAGCUGCAGACGUUUGGUGGAAGUUUCUCCUCAUCACAUUCUCAUCUUCUAAUAAACACAAUCUCAUGGACGAAUGGUUUAAAAUCAAUAAUCAAUAAAAGAUGUGAUUGUACAGAA